Molecule: messenger RNA, 1600 nt
Organism: Eutrema salsugineum
Lineage: Eukaryota; Viridiplantae; Streptophyta; Magnoliopsida; Brassicales; Brassicaceae
Product: probable protein phosphatase 2C 60
Exons: 12
Coding region: 266-1357 (363 amino acids)
Biological process (GO): protein dephosphorylation
Molecular function (GO): cation binding; protein serine/threonine phosphatase activity
Source: RefSeq, a predicted model, not a curated record
AACAAACUCAGGAACUUUCGUUGCUUCUCAGGAAAACAAAAUCAGACCUUUUCUCAUUUUCUCGGGCUACAAUCUGAUCUCAAGAUAAAUCAUCGAAAGUUUCAUCUUCCUCCUCUAAUCAAUUCCGAUCGAGUUAUCUUUCCCACCCCAAGAUUUUUGUCAGCCAUUAUCGAGCCAGAGAUGUGAGAAACCAAGCUCAACUUCGUCACAUUGAUUUCUUAAAUAGCUUCAAAGAUCACAGGUCUCUGAGCUGAUUCAGAAAGAGAUGGGUAUAUAUCUUAGUUCUCCGAAAACAGAUAAGUUUUCAGAAGAUGGAGAGAAUGAUAAACUUAGAUACGGUUUAUCCUCUAUGCAAGGUUGGCGUGCGAACAUGGAAGAUGCUCAUGCAGCAAUACUUAAUCUGGAUGAUAACACUUCCUUCUUGGGUGUCUAUGAUGGCCAUGGAGGUAAAGUUGUUUCAAAAUUCUGCGCCAAGUAUCUACACCAGCAAGUUCUCAAUAAUGAGGCUUAUGCAGCUGGAGACGUAGGGACUUCUCUUCAAAAAGCAUUUUUCAGAAUGGAUGAGAUGAUGCAAGGACAGAGAGGAUGGCGAGAAUUAGCAAUACUCGGUGACAAGAUCAACAAGUUCAGCGGAAUGAUUGAAGGGUUUCUAUGGUCACCAAGAAGUGGGGACAGCGCUAAUAAACCCGAUGCUUGGGCUUUUGAGGAAGGUCCUCAUUCUGAUUUUCCUGGACCUAAUUCUGGGAGCACAGCCUGUGUUGCUGUUAUUAGACACAAGCAGCUAGUUGUUGCAAAUGCUGGUGACUCACGUUGUGUGAUAUCCAGGAAGGGUCAGGCUUAUAAUCUUUCUAGAGAUCACAAACCAGAUCUUGAAGCUGAGAAGGAAAGGAUAUUAAAAGCUGGUGGCUUUAUUCACGCUGGUCGAGUCAAUGGAAGCUUGAAUCUAGCAAGAGCUAUCGGUGACAUGGAAUUCAAGCAGAAUAAGUUUUUGUCAUCUGAAAAGCAAAUUGUUACCGCCAGUCCAGAUAUCAACACUGUUGAACUCUGUGACGAUGAUGAUUUCCUUGUUCUUGCCUGCGAUGGAAUUUGGGAUUGCAUGUCAAGCCAACAACUCGUUGAUUUUAUACAUGAACAGAUGAAUUCAGAAACCAAACUCUCGGUGGUAUGUGAAAAAGUUCUCGAUAGAUGUCUGGCUCCAAACACCGCAGGUGGUGAAGGCUGUGAUAACAUGACCAUGAUCUUGGUUCAAUUCAAGAAGCCUCUUCAGUCCACGGAGCCUACUCCAUCAGAAACCGAACCGAAACAAGAAUCUAGCCAAGCUGAAGCGAGCCACGAUGAGCCGAGCUCGUCAAACUAGCCCCAUCCUCAGAGUCACGGAAGAUGGCAUCUAGUAUUUUAGUUCACAUUGUAAAUUCUUUUGAAACACUUUUUUAAUAUCACAAUCUGACGUUUCUGGAGAUUUCAGUAUUCCAGUUCCUCUGCGUCCAGACUUUUGUCCCACGACCUCCAAUAAUGCAGAAGAAAUGAUUGACUUGAAUUGUUGAUGGCCUAAAGAACAUAUCAUCAUGUAAAAAACAAACAAAACAAUAUGACAUUUACA